AUGCCUUUCUUUCUUCCUGACUGCCAUGAUCUCUAUCCGGUCGGCGCGACGACCUUUGUAACUCCCGUGAGGCCAUCUCGUACAUAUGGCUUUGCAAAACUGUCCAAUGGACAGUCUGCUCUUGUCCUAGACGAAAUCACGUUUACAGCAUACUAUCCCGCCAACUUAACGAGUGGCAAAUGGUGGAAAUCGAAACGUGGAAUUGACUGGUUAAACAGACCUCUGAAUGAGACUUGGCACGGGUUUGUCAAUUUUGCACAAAAUUUUCCGUCUUGGCUUCUUUGGCCUCUUGUGUAUCUGUAUGGAGCAUUUAUCAAGGCUAGUGUGCCUGUAUAUCCCAAUGCCCCCCUUCUUCGAACGAAGCAGUGGCCCUUAGUCAUUUUUUCUCAUGGACUUGGAGGUAGCCGUACCACUUAUAGCCAGAUAUGCUCGCGAAUAGCGACUUCAGGACGUGUUGUCCUAGCUAUCGAACAUCAAGAUGGCACCGCACCUGCAUGUGUCACUCGAGAAUGGGGCGUCGAAGGUACCCGUAGACCAAGAGUAGUAAGAUAUAUGCAAGAAAAUGAUGUCAAAUGGGAGCGGGAACCCCCGUCCAAUCUUCUGUACCCUCUUAGGACGGAUCAGCUGGCGUUCCGACAGCAUGAAGUAUACCUUACACAUUCCAUCUUCUCUUCACUUGUACGAAACGAUGAGAAUCUGCUGCUGGAAACUAUCGACGGCUCUGCUAUAGACUGGGACAGUUGGUCGGCCCGCGAUGACGAGGCGGAAACGGUACAGUGCAGCGAAAACGUUACCUUGGCUGGGCAUUCAUUUGGGGGUUGCACUAUGUUCUAUAUUUUAUCCGCUGGACACUCUGAAUGGGUAGCCCCAAUAUCGGUUUCCAAUGCGUUGAUCUUCGACCCAUGGCUAGAUCCUAUACCCUCGCCAUGUCCCGAACAUCUCAACCAAGAUCCCAAAAUAGUCUCGCUUCCAAGACUCUUGGUUCUUAGUUCAGAGAACUUCACUCUUUGGAAGGAACACUUUAAACGUCUGAAGAAUACUGUGAGGCUUUGGGAUGCCGACGGAACCUUGUUGACGUUAGUACGCGCGCGGCAUGAAACGUUUUCUGAUUUACCUCUUUUGCCCUGGGUUCGGGAUAAGGCCAGCCUGCGAUUUAUGAAUGUCAUUGCCCGACUUUCUAAUGCGUUUUUGGACAAUCAACUCAACGAAACCCUGAAUACUCAGCGAACGUCAAAAAUGGAAAUUGAGAUCGUUGGGAAGCGGAAAGAUGGACGGCCGAAGAGACAGAUAAAAGGAUCUCCUGGUGACAUUGUCGUACAUUGA
Messenger RNA from Guyanagaster necrorhizus, 1323 nucleotides. RefSeq lists its product as uncharacterized. The record is from RefSeq and is a predicted model, not a curated record. Gene Ontology annotation, molecular function: 1-alkyl-2-acetylglycerophosphocholine esterase activity. Bases 1 to 1323 code for a protein of 440 amino acids. Lineage: Eukaryota; Fungi; Basidiomycota; Agaricomycetes; Agaricales; Physalacriaceae. The transcript has 8 exons.